Molecule: messenger RNA, 1566 nt
Organism: Priceomyces carsonii
Lineage: Eukaryota; Fungi; Ascomycota; Pichiomycetes; Serinales; Debaryomycetaceae
Exons: 1
Coding region: 1-1566 (521 amino acids)
Molecular function (GO): flavin adenine dinucleotide binding; NADP binding; N,N-dimethylaniline monooxygenase activity
Source: RefSeq, a predicted model, not a curated record
AUGACAGUUGAUUUCAAUAUUAAGUCUGUAGCUAUUAUAGGAGGUGGUCCUGGUGGAUUGGCAGCUUUGAACGAAUUUUUACACACUACCAAAGAAGGUGUGUCAACAUUCAAAGAAAAUAAGCAAGCUGCUGAAAGAGCAUUCCCUGAAAUAGUACUCUUUGAACAGAAUUCAAAGCCAGGAGGUGUCUGGUCAUCCUUCGAUAAAAAUUACAAUGAGUUUGAUUUUCCAACACAAAAUAUUCUAGAUACCGAGAAAUAUAAUAAACCUGGAAUUGUCGCUCCAGAUUUCAAAGAAGAUAUCCCAAUUGGAUUGAAGCUGGAGAACAAUAUUUCUAACUCUUUAGUUGAAAAGAUCACAAAAGAGGAAAAGGCAAGGUAUGUCAGCUGGAUCUCAAAAAGUGGAGUGUAUGACGAUUUAUUUACCAAUAUACCUGCGAAGUUCACUCGCUUUUCGUAUCUUCCUGAUGAGGAAAAGUACCAUGAUAAAAAAAGGAUCAUUUAUCCUUUCUUGAAUCGGAAAGAGCUUUCAAAAAGGAUAGAAGAUUUGAUCGAAAGAGAAGACCUUGCUAAGUAUAUCAGAACCUUCACGACUGUGGUAAAUUUAGAAAAACGGGAUGGUAAAUGGGAAUUGACAUUGAGAAAACUCGAUAUUCAGAAGAGCCAAGUAGAAUGGUAUAAAGAAACUUUUGAUGCUGUGGUGAUUGCAAAUGGGCAUUACAGUAUUCCAAACAUUCCUCAUAUUCGUGGUUUGGCGGAGUACAAUGAAAAGAAUCCAGGAGAAUUACUUCAUGUGAAAUCUUACAGCAAUGACAAGAUUUUUGAGGGUAAGAAAGUAUUAUUUGUGGGAGGAAGUAUCAGUAGUCUCAACAUAUUACAAUAUGCGGUCCCCAGAGCUAAGCAAGUAUACAUUUCGAAGCGUAGUCCUCACGUUGUGUUUCCUUGGAUAGACAAGGCGUCAGAAUCUGAGGGAAUUAUUCCAAAGCCAACAAUACAAGAGUUUCUUCCUGACGAAAAAGCCGUUGUGUUCAGCGAUGGAUCUAAGGAAUCUGGCUUUGAUCUCAUAGUUUUGGCUACCGGAUAUCACUACCAUUUUCCAUUCUUGGAAAAUGACAAGUAUUUGACAGUAUCUAAUCCUUCUAAUUUGAGUCGAGUUUCUGGCCUUUAUUUAGAUGAUUUUUCAAUCGAAGAUCCAACUCUAGCUGCAAUAGGUAUCACAAUCACCCACUUAAAUUUCCACUCAAUAGAAGCAAGUGCAGCAGCUAUAGCUGGAGUUUGGUCUAAUGCCAAGAAGUUACCGUCGAAACAUGAACAGUUACUUUGGGUUGAUGAAAGAUUAAAAAAAACAGGUGAUAACUUAUUCUUUCACAUGUAUGAGCCUAGAGGCUUAAAGCCCAACAUAGUUGAUAAGUUGAUUGAAUAUGCCCCCAGAGAUAGAGAGAACCCUCUCGAGCAGGACAUAAAAAGUAUAGAGGAGCUUGAAGAAAGUUUCGAUAUUUUAGAAUCUCUUUUCUACAAGCUAAAAGAAGGAAAAUUGACAGUAAAAGAAACAACUAGCAUUUAUUAG